GAGAAAGUCAUGAAAGUAUCAGUCCUACAGAAGUAGUUUCACGUCAAACUGUUUUGUUAAUAUAUGUUUGGUGCAAUUCCUCAAAAUGGAUACAGGACAAGUAGUUGGAGAACAGGCAGUAUCUGUACAAAUAACAGUUUUACGUGGCCAUAAUUUGAAAGGAAGCAGGACCGAGUCCUUCCUCAGUUUUGUUAGAACUGAGUUGAAUGGUGUAGUCCUUGGAGAUUCUCCAAAGGUUGAUGCAGUUGUUGACGAAGCAGUGGAUUACAACUUUACAUGCAGCUUCGAAUGUUCAGAUGCUGCACAUAAUUUGGAUGAUCUCGCACAUAAACCUGUCAUCUUGACUGUGACUGAGAUCUUGCCCAAAGAGAAGAAGCAGAAGGAAGAGAAGACGAUUGUUCUUGGGCAGGCGGUGGUGGAUUUGCUCCCUCUUCUCCAUGGUCAAAGCUGCUUCACAGCCUCCACAGUCCUUUAUCCAGCACCUGGCUCACCUGGAGAGACAGCUGCACUGGAUGGUAGCAACAAGCCUGUCCUUGAUGUCUCAGUCAGUGUCCCAAAGCCUCUGUUGCCAGCCACCAAGCUCUCCGAGUCCAACCUUUUGAAAGUUACUGUUGAAACAGCCUACUCUGUGCCUGACGUAUGGAAUCAAGCAGCGGCACCUGCAUCAGGCUAUGCUGCAGCACUACAGGUGCCCCUCACAGCCGAGAAGGAGCAAAUAUUGAUGUUCUCCAAUGGAAUGCUGAAAAUGGGAGGGGAGAGAGAACCUGUUCCCCGACCCAAAAAAUGGCCACAGGGUGCCAUGUUGGCCUCAGGAGCCCAGUACAUACCAGGCGUUAACAUUGAAGAGCAGAGUGUCGACAUGGAGGAUGGCGAUAUGACCACUGUAGAGGAUAAGGAGCUUCGUGUUGAGGCGGAGAUAAACAGGAAGAGGGUGAGCUGGGACACAGAGCGACGCUGCUUCCUGGAUGCUGGAGGUGCAGCCUGGCUGACUCGGCGGAUUGUGGAUUGCCGGUUGUGGCCAAUAGAGAUUAUGAAAGUAGCACAGAUGGGAGCUGCCAAGGGAGCGAAGGCUGGUAAAGACAAGGGGGAGGAUGAGACCCAAAUAUCCUUCCAUGGAGUGGCAUAUGUGGACCUGGCUCCGCUGUUGUAUCCAGGGGCUACUUGUGUCAGAGGGGCCUAUAAACUCCACCCUUUCUAUGAGUCAGAGCUCAUGCUGAAAACGAAGCGGAACCAUAGCGUGCUACGGGAGAGUAUGCGGCCGCCGGUGACGCAAGGCAAAGCCCGCGUGUCUUCCGUGGGCUCCUGCAAGGCUGCACCAAGCAAAAUAUUUGACAAGGGAGGAAAAGAUACCAAGGAGUCUCCCAGGAAGACUCGAGAUGCCGCUGAAGAAGCUAAAAUACACCAGCUUUCUGCUUCCCAGGCAGGGACACAGGGCAAGGUUGCCCCAGACGAGAAUGUAAUUGACGUGGAGCCACAGAUCAACACGGAGGGACAAAUGUAUGCAGAUUCUAAGUCCUACAUUGUAAUUGAGAUUGCAUUAGACAAACCACUUGUUCCCAAAAGACCACCAGUGGAGCUUGCAAAAAGAGUGAUGGAGCUUAUUCCUCCAAGACCUCUAUUACCUCGCAGACCAGCUGGAGCAGAACGAGCCGUGCAGGAGUUUCAGGCUCAAGUAGCAAGUGUGGCAGCACAGGUCCUGGACCAGUACCAGCAGCUGUUUGGAGCAGCGUUUGAACCCAGUGCCCAGCUCCCAGAUCCCAACACACAGGAACAGCGUAAAGCACAUUUGUUCGGGGAGCUCAACUAUUCCGGGAAGUACUUUGCUUUUAAAGAACAACUCAAGUACUCUGUAGUUCGAAUAGUGCGUGAGAAAAUGUUGCGAACUGAAGCCUUCACGGAUGUGGAACAACUGCAGGCAUUUCUAAGUCAGCUCUAUGUGUUUCUGGUGGAUGAAAUGCACAAGGCAUUGAAUAAGACACUGGCCGUAGAUGAUCUAGAGAAUCAGCCACAGCCAAUGCUGGAGUGUUCUCAGCUAAAGCACUUUGCCAAAGAGGCUCAGCUGAACCAGGACUUCCAGCUCGCCACCAAAUACUACCAGGAGCGGCUGGCACGAGAUCGUAAUGACCCGUCCCACUGGUUUGAUUACGGCUGUUUCUACAUGUUGAGGGGGGACUACCAGAAAGCAGAGGAAUGCUUCCAUCAGGCGGUCUCUAUAAAUCAGGCACAUCUAUCCAGUUUACUGAUGUGUGGUAUUCUGGCUGAGAUGGAUGGGCGGUACGAGGAUGCAGAGACUUUUUUUGAAGGAGCAACCUGUGUCAAUCCCAGCAGUGUAGUUGCCUGGACACUGUUUGGUGUGUUCUAUCAAGCACAGGACAACAGUAUCCAGGCAGAGAUGGCUUUCUUAGAGGCCUGUAAGCAGCAGCGGGCGGGUUUGGUGCCGAGCCCAGCAGACGACGGGGACACACAGAUCGAGUUAGACGCACAGGAAGAGCAAGAGGAAGAAGCAGAGGAAGACUCGGCUGAGGACAGCAUUGAGGGAGAGGAUGUAGAAAGUUCCAUUAGUCGUCAAAGUGGUGCUGGUGUUAAAGAGGUGGAGGGUCCUACUUUGGCCGUGGAACCUAAACCAACCAGGACAGCUUCCCUUAACAGCCCGAGCAAACCAUGUAGUAUCUACAUGGAGACUGUGGAGUUCCUACUGCAGAGCAAUGCAUUACAGACGGCCCAAAGGGUACUGGCUCAGGAGCUGCUGUGCCCGGAGGCCGGGUUGAGUAGCUCCUACCACCUGGCGUUGGCUCAGCUCCACACCCUCCGAGGAGAGUACGGCAGUGCUGAGACCAACCUCAGUGCAGCACUCAGAGAUAGCUACGAGAAUCCAGAUGUGUGGGCACUUUGGGGCCACUUGCAUUUCCUGCGAGGUGAGAGCAGAGAUGCCCAGAAGUGUUAUGAGAGAACCCUGGACUUUGUGGCGGAUGCCUCCGACACUCACCCCAUCUAUCUGCGCCUGGGCUCUAUCUACCUGAAGGAAGGGCAGUUUGAGAAGGCCAAAGCCACAUACCUACGUGCUUGCAAGAGCUCGCCAUCCUGCUUGACCUGGCUUGGCCUGGGCAUCGCCUGCUACCGGCUGGAAGAGAUGACAGAAGCUGAGGAUGCACUGACAGAGGCCAACACCUUAAACAAUACUAAUGCAGAGGUGUGGGGAUACCUGGCACUUGUCUGCUUGCAGAUGGGGAGAAAGUUGGAGGCAGAGCAGUCUUAUAAGUACACAAUGAAGCUGGAUUUACAAAACGAGCCACUUCUGCAGGAGAUCAAUGAGAUGCAAAAACAUGUUGGAUUUGGCAACCCUUGUUUUUGAAUACAAUGUGGAAUUGAAUGCAUUCAUUUACUGCAUUCUGAUUAUUUGUAACUUGUACACCUAUUUCUAUUAAAAAAGUAUG
This is a messenger RNA of Sardina pilchardus (European sardine), 3434 nucleotides long. RefSeq names its product cilia and flagella associated protein 70 (gene cfap70). The record is from RefSeq and is a predicted model, not a curated record. The transcript has 26 exons. Gene Ontology annotation, cellular component: extracellular exosome; motile cilium. Gene Ontology annotation, biological process: cilium assembly; cilium movement. Gene Ontology annotation, molecular function: protein binding. NCBI's taxonomy places the organism in Eukaryota, Metazoa, Chordata, Actinopteri, Clupeiformes, Clupeidae. The coding region runs from base 86 to 3352 and encodes 1088 amino acids.